Penicillium angulare is the source of this 660-nucleotide messenger RNA. RefSeq names its product arginase. Gene Ontology annotation, molecular function: arginase activity; manganese ion binding. NCBI's taxonomy places the organism in Eukaryota, Fungi, Ascomycota, Eurotiomycetes, Eurotiales, Aspergillaceae. The transcript is spliced from 2 exons. Gene Ontology annotation, cellular component: cytoplasm; nucleus; cytosol. The coding region runs from base 1 to 660 and encodes 219 amino acids. The record is from RefSeq and is a predicted model, not a curated record.
AUGACUUUAGGUGGCGAUCAUUCUAUUGGAGCUGGCACCGUCACAGGUACUGCACGGGCGGUUCGUGAAAGGUUCCAAGGCGCGGAUUUAUCUGUUCUCUGGGUAGGUGCACAUGCAGAUAUCAAUACUCCUCAAAGCAGUAUGAGCGGUCGUAUUCAUGGAAUGCCCGUAGCAUUUGCUUCGGGGCUAGCCAAGUCCCCAUCGAAAGGGGUUUUCGACUGGAUUAUGAAGUGGCAUCUCAUUAAUCUAAAGAAACUCGUUUAUAUUGGCCUCCGGGAUGUUGACGAAGCCGAGAAAGCUAUAAUCGGCCAACAUUGCAUCAAGUCAUUUACUAUGGGUGAUGUGAGGAGUCAUGGUAUUGAGAGAAUCAUGGAUCUUGCACUGUACCAUCUUGGUGACGGUUCGCCCAUCCAUGUGUCUUAUGAUAUUGACUCGCUAGACCCCGAGUAUGCACCCUCUACUGGCUUCCCUAUACCCGGGGGAUUAUCUCUUGAAGAGGGUAUAUACAUAUCACAGAGGCUGUAUGCUACUAAAAGACUUGUUGCUAUGGACCUGGUUGAAGUAAAUCCACUUAUCGAGUCGCCGAGGCUGGCUACGACACUUCAAUCUGCGGCAUCGGUGAUGAAAGCCGCUUUAGGUAUGGGCAUGAGAUAUGAGUAG